UCAGUCACUAACUCUGGAGAUCUGCCAAGGAGAAGUUACUCCUAGUCCUUUGAGCUUACACUCUUUUUUUUUAUAAAACCUUUUAUGUUAUAGGAUUGAUUUCUUCCUUUUUAUCUUUUGGCAAAAAAUGAAAUCGCGGUCAUCAGAACAAAACAAUGGAUUCGGGGGGCUUAAACUGAAAGUCAGGUGUAGCGAAAUUAGAGCCAAAUCCUAGGUCUAAGCAAAAUUUCCCUUCAUCAAAAACUUUUUUGGGCUUCUCCUGCAAAAUUCACAACAAAUAGAAAUGUGUGAACUCCGUCACACACUUAGCACUGAACUGACUAAAUAAAACCACUACCCACACGCAAAAACGAUAACAAAAGAAAGAAAGAUGGCCUUCUUCAGUAUCAACUGGCGUUUACUGCUAACAAUAGCAACAAUUCUCUACCCUACACUGAUCAGAGCUCAACCCUCGACUUGCAACUUCAAAGAAGUAGACCUUCAACCUUGCUUGACCAAAACCAGUGAGGUCACAACUGAGGCUUGUUGUUUAGCCCUUAAUCAAGCUCUCAAUGCGGGUCAUCAGUGCUUGUGCUCGGUAUUAGGCUACACUAAUCUCCCAUUAGCCUCCGCUAAUGCUCUCUUAACUGUGUCACCACCGGCAUUAAUGUUCCCGGGCUGUGCUCUAGUCUCCCCUUCUUUAGCAGCUUGUGGAGUACCACUGGAGAUAAAUCCUCCCCCAUUUCCAACCAGGGAGCCUGUGGCCUCUGCACCUGCACAGCCACCAGUGAAUUUGUCGACAAAUUCAAAUCAGACAUCAACAGAAGAACAUCAGAUAGAGAGAGCAACUCCUGCAACCAGCAAGAACACCGGUCCUGUGUACGCUUACAAUAGCAACAAUGGAAGCAGUGAUGAAAGCCUAAACAUGUUCAAGUCAUUUGCAUCACUGGCUUGGCUCAUUACUCUAUCUGUAUGGAUCAUCAUAUAAUAUUAUUAUUUACUUUGGCUCA
Asparagus officinalis (garden asparagus) is the source of this 989-nucleotide messenger RNA. RefSeq lists its product as uncharacterized. The coding region runs from base 371 to 967 and encodes 198 amino acids. NCBI's taxonomy places the organism in Eukaryota, Viridiplantae, Streptophyta, Magnoliopsida, Asparagales, Asparagaceae. The transcript is spliced from 2 exons. The record is from RefSeq and is a predicted model, not a curated record.